AUGCAGUACCAGCAUUCCAGCUCUUCUGCCAUGGGUCUCAGUGUGCCCUUAUACGCGCCCACCCCCCUGCAGCCGGUGCACCCCACACCCUUCUAUAUAGAUGACAUCCUUGGGAGGAAUGCAGCUUCUCAUGGGACAUCGGCCAUGAUGACACCCACCCUGCCAUCUCCUAACUCAUCCUUCACCAGCCUGGUGGCCACUUACAGGACUCCGAUCUACGAACCCACACCCAUCCACCCAGCCUUCUCCCACCACCCUGCAGCCCUGGCGGCUUCCUAUGGCAGCAGCACCUUCCAGAGCCCCCUGUACCCCUUUCCGAGACCCAUGGGCGAGUAUACCCAUGCCCUCAUCAGACACGACACUCUGGGUAAACCUCUUCUGUGGAGUCCCUUCAUCCAGAGACCCCUGCACAAGAGAAAAGGUGGCCAGGUCAGGUUUUCUAACGACCAAACCAUCGAACUGGAGAAAAAGUUUGAAUCUCAGAAAUACUUGUCCCCACCAGAGAGGAAGAGGCUGGCCAAGAUGCUGCAGCUCAGCGAGAGACAGGUGAAGACCUGGUUCCAGAACCGCAGAGCCAAAUGGAGGCGGCUCAAACAGGAGAACCCCCAGGGAAAUAAGAAAGAAGAAACCGAAAGUCUAGAAAAUGACUGUGAGGAGGGUAAAGAGAACUGUUUAAAUGCUGAGCAGAAGAAUAAGGACUCAUCUUUAGAUGGUUCCAUGUGCUCUCCCUCCCCUAAUUCCCAGGAGAACCUGGACACGGAUAUAUCAGAGGAUUCUGAUGAAGAAGUCGACAUCGAAGGUGACAAAGGCUAUUACAAGUGUACCCACUGAUACUUAUCUCACCAAGGACCUUUAAACUCAGCUUGCACUUUAACAGAAGCUGGAUUCUUCACCCCCUAAUUUUUCCAUGGGGUAAGGACAAGGGUAGAGUUUGAUGUACAGUGCCUUAGCUGCAAUGUAAAUAUUGGUUUUUCAGGUAAUGGUCAAAUGUCUAUGUCAUAAUGGACCUUAAACUAAGGCAGGGGUUGGAAACCUCGGCACUCCAGCUGUGGUAAACCUACAAAU
Molecule: messenger RNA, 1065 nt
Organism: Nanorana parkeri
Lineage: Eukaryota; Metazoa; Chordata; Amphibia; Anura; Dicroglossidae
Gene: HHEX
Product: hematopoietically expressed homeobox
Exons: 4
Coding region: 1-831 (276 amino acids)
Biological process (GO): cell differentiation; regulation of transcription by RNA polymerase II
Molecular function (GO): RNA polymerase II cis-regulatory region sequence-specific DNA binding; DNA-binding transcription factor activity, RNA polymerase II-specific
Source: RefSeq, a predicted model, not a curated record